UCCGUAUUACGUUGCUUUAGUUUGUGGUUAGUGUUGUUGUACUGAGGUUGUGUGUGUUGUUUAUUUAUUUGCGUGAUUAACUGUGAUAAUGCAUAUUAGUUUGAAGAAAUCCGUGGAAAUGAGAGAAAAACACUCGUGGAUGAUGACAGGCACAACAAUCUUCGCAUUCCUGAACGUUAUUUCGGCCAGCAUCGGAGUCCUAAUAUGCCUGAAUGUGCUGGCCAUGUACGUGUACGAAACGAUCACCCACACCGACAAGAUUGACACGUUCAUGUGGGCCGCGUGUGUCGGCACUAACUUCCUUGCCAUUGUGUCCUUGGUGUUCGCCGUGUUGCUGUAUCUUGGCAUCAACCGGAAAAAGCCGUGCUUCAUACUAGCCUACUGCAUCUUUGGAGUCAUCGUAGUAAUUUUAAUAUUCUGCGUACUAGUGCUCAUCCAUCAACAGAAAUAUUUGGGAAUAGAGAAGAAAUUACGAGAAGUUUUCUAUGAAUAUUAUGAGCCCGUUAUCUAUGCUACUGUUGGGAUGUGCGUUAUGUAUGCGUUAUUGCUUACUAUGAUCUGCCGGACCUGGGUUUUGAUGACAUCCUGGCCUUCAGGCGACCGAAGGAAACUUGUCAAUGAUUACUAUGAAUCCGACUGGAGAACCGAGUGAUGGUUAACUGCCUAAUUCACUGGAGAAGAAAUAAG
This is a messenger RNA of Cydia fagiglandana, 687 nucleotides long. RefSeq lists its product as uncharacterized. The coding region runs from base 89 to 652 and encodes 187 amino acids. The record is from RefSeq and is a predicted model, not a curated record. The transcript has 6 exons. NCBI's taxonomy places the organism in Eukaryota, Metazoa, Arthropoda, Insecta, Lepidoptera, Tortricidae.